AUGCCAAAACUCGCCCCGUCUGAUCCGGAAAAGGUGAUGGUUAUUCGCAAGAUAUGCGAUAAUAUCGUUACAUGCAGCCUACCGUUUUCCCGACUUGGGAUCUUUAAAUUCGGAGGUCGCGCAACUCUAGUCCGUCUCCAAACCGGAUCGAUUGCUGUCUUCUCUCCAGUUGCACUUACGCACUCUGUAAGGGAAGCAGUCGACAGCCUAGGUGGGAACGUGAAAUAUCUCAUCGCGCCAGACAUGGAACAUCAUCUGUUCCUAAAUGACUGGACAAAAGCAUAUCCUGAAGCAGAGAUAAUUGCUCCAGAAGGGCUGUGGGAGAAGAGGCAGAGUAAACCUGAGACCUCCGGCCCAAAGUUCGAAUAUAUCUUUACCCCUGAGAAUAAAGACACUCUUCACAUCUCGGAUGAGUUCAUUGCUGAGUUUGACAUCGAGUACAUCCAUGCACAUGUCAACCGUGAGAUCGUGGUACUGCAUAAGCCCUCGGGGACCCUAAUACAGGCAGACCUGUUCUUCAACCCACCCGGAAACGAGCAGUAUCAGAAGUCCAAGGAGGGAGCCAGAGACGGGUUCGCGAACAAGCUUUACCUCUUCCUUAUGUCGUCGAAGGGCAACGCUAUGUCACAGCAGAGGAUGAUAUGGUAUUUAAUGUCAAGCAAGGACCACAGAGCAUUCAAAAAGUCCAUCCAGAGGGUCGAUAGAUGGGAGUUUGACCGUGCGAUUCCAUGUCAUGGGGAUACAGUUGAUCAGGGAGCAAAAUGCAUGUUCAGAACCCUGUUCCAGUGGUUCCUUUGA
Messenger RNA from Microsporum canis CBS 113480, 798 nucleotides. RefSeq lists its product as hypothetical. Bases 1 to 798 code for a protein of 265 amino acids. The record is from RefSeq and is a predicted model, not a curated record. The transcript has 2 exons. NCBI's taxonomy places the organism in Eukaryota, Fungi, Ascomycota, Eurotiomycetes, Onygenales, Arthrodermataceae.